Poecilia latipinna (sailfin molly) is the source of this 2382-nucleotide messenger RNA. RefSeq names its product high affinity immunoglobulin gamma Fc receptor I-like. The record is from RefSeq and is a predicted model, not a curated record. Lineage: Eukaryota; Metazoa; Chordata; Actinopteri; Cyprinodontiformes; Poeciliidae. Gene Ontology annotation, molecular function: transmembrane signaling receptor activity. Gene Ontology annotation, biological process: immune response; cell surface receptor signaling pathway. Bases 178 to 951 code for a protein of 257 amino acids. Gene Ontology annotation, cellular component: external side of plasma membrane. The transcript is spliced from 6 exons.
UGAACUUCUCUGGGUUUCUCUCUUCUUUUUUCACAGCUCUUGCACAAACAACAUGUUCUCAGGUUCGAACCUGGAGACGAUCGCGUUAGCAGGAAGCUGUGGCGUCUUUGACACAAUCAUCAGAGGUGUGAUGAUGAAACCCCCAGAUGGCGAGGCGCCUCAGUGCAGCGGCUCAGGAUGGAGGUAGCAGCUCUCUGCGCUGUCGUUGCUUGUCUGAGGCUCUUCCCCAGCAGAUCCCAGUUCUUCCAGUAUGAAUCUGUUUCUCUGAGCUGUGAAGGAAACUCGUCUGAGUGGAGAGUCAGGAGAAAUACAUCAAAACAAAUAAAUGGACUCUGUCCCUCAUAUUCAAAUCACACACAUGAAACUGAAUGCAUCUUCAGUGAGCUGUAUGAAGCCGACUCUGGAGUUUACUGGUGUGAAUCUGCAGCAGGCGAACGCAGCGAUUCAGUCAACAUCAGCGUAACAGAUGAACCAUUGAUCCUGGACAGUCCUGCACACUCAGUUAGUGAAGGAGAAAACCUGACUCUUCACUGCAGAUUCAGGCCACCGUCUUUCUCCAAUCUGACUGGUUUCUAUAGAAACGGGGUUCUGGUCGGGAACAGCUCUACGGGAACCUUCACCAUCCGAAGCGUUUCUAAAUCUGAUGAAGGAUUUUAUAAAUGUAACGCCUCUGGAGUGGGAGAAUCAGCAGAAACCUGGCUGGAUGUAACAGGGCGCAGGCCUCAAACGCCUACGGCUCCGCUCGCCCUCAUACUACUUCCUGUUGUGGCCUGCAUUUUGUUGCUGAUUGCGCUGAUGUUGCUCUGCCGCUGGAGAAACCGCAAAGGUGGAGUGAAGCGUUCUGUGUCCUACACCGAAGUCAUCAUCUCACAGGACAGGAAACCUCAGAGAAUCACUGACACAGGCUCUGUCUCGACCUUCUAUUCAGGAGUGAAUCCAGACAGUUGCUGAUAACAUGAGAACCAGCUUCAUGGAGCGUCACGGCAGGCCGGGCUCUCCUGUCUCCAGAAACACAAAACAUUCAUAAUAAUGGGGUCUGUAUAUCUUUGAAUGGUCAUUAAAUGUUAAAACUUUGGACAUUUUCACAUGUUCCUCUGAAGCUUAGAAGUUCAGUCUAAAUCUAAAUCCUGGUGGAUUUUUCUGGUACUUCAGCCCAACUUUUUGGCCUGUUUGUGAUUUUCUGCAAUAUAUUAAAGCCUAACUGUCCUUUCAGUUGUUUAGCUUCUUUUUGUUAUCACUUUGUAUUGCAUAGAUACUGGUGCUAUGAGAAUAUUUAACUUUUUUACUGAAUUGGUUUGCUGAGUUGCUUUAUGUUUUAAUCUAUUGUGUUUUUUUAGUCUUAAUUUCACCACAAAUGUUUAUUAUUGUUUUUAUGAGGGCCCUGCAUCUUAUUGGUUAGGUUGUGUGGGUUGAUUUUUACUUCAAAACCUUAUUGAACCAACAUAUGUUUCCUUUUUAGACAUUCUCACUUGUGAUACUGGAAUGAAAUCUUCCUUUGACUCUCAAACACAGUUUUAGAGAAACAGCCAGGUGGAGUUUCUUGUCUCAGUUUCUGUAUUUUCUUGUUUAGAUGUGAUUGUAGCGUGGUUUGCUAGUUUGCCUGAUCAGGUCAGUUUUGUCAAACAAACCCCUCAGUAGUGUUGGAGUUGUGUGUGAUGAAGCCGUAGAGCAGGGGGCCGGAUACACAUCCUGGUGGAACUCCGCUGUUAACGACAUCACCUCUGAAAUACUGUUUAAAAAUAAAUUCUUUCACUUUUUAUUCCUCUUUCUGGUAACAUUUUUAACACUCACUAUAUAUAACUGGCUCUCCUCCAAAGAUGUGUUCAAAAGCCUUAAAACUAAUGGUUGCUAUGGAAACAUGGUAUCCACUGAUUGCUCUCUGUAUUGCUGUUACUUUAACAGAGAGUAACCCUUUUUUACCAGCCUGUACGUUGAGAUAUUUAAAUGUUUUUCUGUUCCUGUAGAUGUGGGUGAGUUUAGAUGUUUUCUUUUACUCGUGCCUCGAGGCCAGUGGCGGUUCUGGCAUGGCAGUUGCCCAGGGCGGCACUAGAACACCUGGGAGGUAAUUGUUGCACAGUCACCAGAUGCAAUAACAUGCUGAUCUGUCCUUUGUGAUUUAUUAACCAGGCUGGUGGCUGGAAAUGUAUGCAAACUAUUUCACAUUCUUUGUGCAGGAUUGAAAUAUAUUUUGAAUUUUCCCCAGAACUGAAAAUGUUUCCUGUAGUUUGAUUGGUUAGGAGGCAGAACGACAGGAUUACCAGGAGGGCGUUGAUGUAAGAACCACCAGGGCAUAAGGCCAUUUAGUGGGUUGUUGUCUUUCCCAUUUUGCACAGUGGCUAAAUGAAGUGAACUUUUGCAUUCAUGAAUUAAAACCCCUGCUGA